Molecule: messenger RNA, 744 nt
Organism: Trichophyton rubrum CBS 118892
Lineage: Eukaryota; Fungi; Ascomycota; Eurotiomycetes; Onygenales; Arthrodermataceae
Exons: 4
Coding region: 1-744 (247 amino acids)
Biological process (GO): carbohydrate transport; transmembrane transport
Cellular component (GO): membrane
Molecular function (GO): carbohydrate:proton symporter activity
Source: RefSeq, a predicted model, not a curated record
AUGAUUAUCGAAACGGACAGAUUGGAGCAGCAUAUGGAAGCCGGCACUACACUUCUCGACUGCUUCAAGAGCGUGAACGCUAGGCGCACCGAGAUCGCUGUUGGAGUUUAUGCAAUCCAGGUCCUCAGCGGGAUAUAUCUUGUUGGCUAUUCAAACUAUUUCUUCACCCUUGCUGGGCUUAGCACCGAUGAUGCCUUCAACAUGGGGCUCGGGUUUCUCGGCGUUGGGUUUCUGGGUACUGUUCUCUCGUGGUUCGAGCUCGCAUAUUUCGGCCGUCGUACCAUCUACCGCAACGGCCUAGCGAUGCUCGCCGUCCUCCAGUUCGUCAUCGGCAUCCUCGACUGCGUUCCAGACUACGAAAAACGCCCCAACGUCAUCUGGGCCCAGGCAUCGAUGAUGGUAGUCUGGAACUUUGCGUAUAGCCUGUCCGUUGGGCCUGUGUGUUUCGUCAUCCUGUGCGAAUGCUCAGCGACAAAAGUCCGGUCGAAGACCAUUGCGUUGGCCACUGCUGUGCAAGCGAUGCUUGGUAUCGUCAUGACGGUUGCGAUUCCGUACAUGAUUAACCCCGAUGCAGCGAACUGGCGGGGGAAACUGGGAUUUUUCUUCGGGGGUCUUGCUACGAUAUGUUUCAUCUGGACAUUUUUCAGAGUCCCAGAGACAAAGGGCAGGACGUAUGAAGAGCUUGACAUCAUGUUUGAGAGAGGUGUGCCUACCAGGAAGUUCAGAGGCUACAAGUUUGAUUAG